GUUAUUUAGUGGAGAUUUGUAUUGGUUUGAGUUAUCAAUUCUGCCGAAAAUAUUGUUGUUGACAUGCAGCAGCAGCAGAGAGGCAACGUGAGGCGUGAGCACCACCGGCGGGCGGCGCUGACACAGACUACCAGGACAGCACCACAGUGAACCCUCUGCUCACCAACGCACUCACACACACAAGUCACCACAAUGCCGCUCUUCUGCCGCUACUACGCGCAGAAGUACCCGGAGGUGGACGAUGUAGUGAUGGUGACGGUACGCAGCAUUGCCGAGAUGGGCGCCUAUGUUCACCUGCUGGAGUACAACAACAUAGAGGGCAUGAUCCUGCUGUCUGAACUCUCCAGAAGGCGUAUCCGAUCCAUGAAUAAAUUGAUCCGUGUGGGAAAGACAGAGCCGGUGGUGGUGAUACGUGUGGAUAAGGAAAAGGGCUACAUUGAUUUGUCCAAGAGGCGUGUGUCGAAAGAGGAUGUGGAGAGAUGCACAGAAAAGUUUGCCAAAGCGAAGGCCGUCAACUCCAUCAUCCGACACGUGGGGGAGCUGCUCAACUACACCUCGGAGGAGCAGGUGGAACAGCUGUACACCCGCACCGCCUGGCACUUUGAGGAGAAGUACAAGAAACAAGCGUGUGCUUAUGAUGUCUUCAAGCAGGCUGUCAUGUGAGUGGCUGGCUCGACCCCCACAAUCCUGGAUGAGUGUCAGCUGGACGAGGAGACGAGAAGUGUGCUGCUGACUCAGAUCCAACGCAAACUGCAGUCCCAGGCUGUCAAGAUCCGGGCUGACAUUGAGGUGUCCUGCUUUGAGUACGAGGGCAUCGAUGCGGUGAAGUCUGCUCUACGCGGCGGCAUUGAGAUGUCCACCAGCGAGAUCCCCAUCAGGAUAAACUUGAUUGCUCCUCCACUCUAUGUGAUGACGACACAGACGACAGAGAAGCAGGACGGUCUGAGGGCCCUGGAGGGAGCCAUCGAGAAGGUCACCACUGUCAUUAAGGAGUUUGGCGGCACCCUUACCGUCAAGAUGGCACCCAAGAUCGUGACAGACGUGGAGGAAGCGGACUUAGCAAGGCAGCUGGAGAAGGCGGAGGAGGAGAACAGGGAGGUCGCUGGAGAUGAUGAUGAGGAGGAGGAGGAGGAGGGUAUGGGAGAUUUGCCCGUUGAUAGUGAAGAGGAGGAAGGAGGGAAGAAAGAAGAAGAGGAGGCGAAGGAGGAGGAGGAGUAAAAGGAAGAUGAGGAGGAGGAGAAUUUGUAAGAUGAGAGAAAAGAGGAGAUUAGGAGGUGAGGGAGGAAUGACUGACACCCUCCCUCGCUCUCUUUCUCAGUCUCCUCUGUCUCUUUCUCUCCUUUUCUCUCUUUCGUCCUGCUUAAGUGGAAAAAAAGAAAAAAAUAUAUAUAAGAACACGUAAAUAUCUGACGCAAAGUGAGAGAUGGAGAAGUUUUAGCCAUUGUUUUUAUGGAAGAGUGAAGAAAGGCAGUGACAGAUGGACAAACGGACGGACGGACAGAAAAGCACAUGGAAAGAAAUGGAAACAAAGGCAAAAUAUUAAUGAUAAUAAAAGAGAUGAAAUUAAGUAA
Scylla paramamosain (green mud crab) is the source of this 1571-nucleotide messenger RNA. RefSeq names its product eukaryotic translation initiation factor 2 subunit 1-like (gene eIF2alpha). NCBI's taxonomy places the organism in Eukaryota, Metazoa, Arthropoda, Malacostraca, Decapoda, Portunidae. Gene Ontology annotation, cellular component: eukaryotic translation initiation factor 2 complex; eukaryotic 48S preinitiation complex. Gene Ontology annotation, molecular function: translation initiation factor activity; RNA binding; ribosome binding. The record is from RefSeq and is a predicted model, not a curated record. Gene Ontology annotation, biological process: translational initiation. The transcript has 6 exons.